Nymphaea colorata (pocket water lily) is the source of this 3976-nucleotide messenger RNA. Its product is annotated as kinesin-like protein KIN-7E, chloroplastic. Gene Ontology annotation, biological process: microtubule-based movement. The transcript has 26 exons. The coding region runs from base 156 to 3560 and encodes 1134 amino acids. Gene Ontology annotation, molecular function: ATP binding; microtubule motor activity; microtubule binding. The record is from RefSeq and is a predicted model, not a curated record. Lineage: Eukaryota; Viridiplantae; Streptophyta; Magnoliopsida; Nymphaeales; Nymphaeaceae.
ACAAUCCUCUCUCUCUCUCUCUCUCUCCGUCAUCGUGGUCGUGGAGGUAAAGGCAGGCGCAUUUUGAAGUCGUCUCUCUCGCUCUCCUCUGGGUUUAAUCUCUCUUUUUCCUUCCCUCGCUUUCUUUCAUCUGCAACAACUCGAGAGAGAGGGAGAUGUCUUCCUCGAGCUCGAGGACGCAGAGAUCGUCGAGCUCGGUGUCGCCCUUCCGGACUAGGAAAGCAGCGGCGGUGCCUAAGAGCUCCGGCCGACCCCCGACGCCCUCCGCCACCUCGGCCAGCCUCGCCCAGACGUCGCCGCUGAGCCCCGAGACGGCUGAUUCCCAGAAGGCCAAGGAGAAUGUGACCGUCACCGUCCGAUUUCGCCCCCUCAGCUCUCGAGAGAUUAACAAGGGGGACGAGAUCGCUUGGUACGCAGACGGAGAUUACACGGUCCGGAAUGAGUCCAACGCGUCCAUUGGCUACAGCUUUGAUAGAGUAUUUGGACCUGCUACAACUACUCGACAUGUUUAUGAUGUAGCUGCACAACAUGUAAUAAACGGUGCUAUGGAGGGAAUAAAUGGAACCAUAUUUGCAUAUGGUGUUACUAGCAGUGGAAAGACUCAUACCAUGCAUGGUGAGCAAAAAUCCCCAGGAAUUAUUCCUUUGGCCAUAAAAGAUGUUUUCAGCAUUAUUCAAGAGACACCUAGUCGAGAGUUUUUGCUUCGAGUAUCAUACCUGGAAAUAUACAAUGAGGUUAUCAAUGAUUUACUUGAUCCAACAGCACAGAAUCUAAAGAUACGUGAAGAUUCACAAGGAACAUAUGUGGAGGGUAUUAAAGAGGAGGUUGUUCUGUCUCCUGCUCAUGCUCUUUCCUUAAUAGCAUCUGGGGAAGAGCACCGGCAUGUUGGUUCCAACAAUUUCAAUUUGCUUAGCAGUCGAAGCCAUACAAUAUUUUCCUUGUCCAUUGAAAGUAGUCCACGUGGUGAGAACCUGGGGGAGGAGGAUGUGACAUUGUCUCAGCUGAACUUGAUUGAUCUUGCAGGUUCUGAGAGUUCAAAAACUGAGACUACUGGUCUAAGGAGGAAGGAGGGUUCUUACAUAAAUAAAAGUUUACUAACACUCGGCACUGUUAUUGCCAAGUUAACUGAUGGAAAGGCAACACAUAUUCCCUACAGGGAUUCUAAACUUACUCGUUUAUUACAAUCUUCCCUAAGUGGACAUGGGCGCAUCUCUCUCAUUUGCACUGUCACACCGGCCUCUAGCAAUAGUGAGGAGACACACAAUACUCUGAAAUUUGCACAUCGAAGCAAACAUGUUGAGAUAAAGGCUUCUCAAAAUAAGAUAAUGGAUGAGAAAUCACUGAUAAAGAAGUAUCAGAGGGAGAUUUCCAGUUUAAAGCAAGAGCUCCAGCAAUUAAAGCGCGGUAUGAUGGAAAGACCAUAUCUCUCUUCUAAUCAGGAAGAUCUUGUCAAUUUGAAGCUGCAGCUUGAGGCUGGUCAGGUCAAAUUGCAGUCAAGAUUAGAAGAGGAAGAACAAGCAAAGGCUGCUUUGAUGGGAAGAAUCCAACGCCUGACAAAACUUAUAUUGGUAUCAACAAAGAAUGCAAUGCCUUCCAAUCUUUCAGUGAAGGCCAGUCACAGGAGGAGACACUCUUUUGGAGAAGACGAGCUGGUGUAUUUACCCGACAGGAAAAGGGACUAUUUAUUUGAUGAUGAUGUUGGUAGUCUUGAUUCAGAGCUCUCUGCUGGAGCACGAUGUGAUGGCAUCAGUUUGGAAGAGCUGAAGAAAGAUUAUAAGAAAGGGAAGAGGCGGGGAAUGCUUAGUUGGCUCAAAUUACGGCGCCCUGAAAAUUUUGGAGGAAUAGCUUCUAAUACUGAUUGUGAAAGUUCAGCAAGCGGCUCUCCUGCAUCUUCACGGUCAUCUCAGCAGAAGGAUCUAGUCUUGGAUAUGAAGGAUGGACAAAGAAAGUCCGUGAGUAGAGCAGUUGAUGAUGCUUCUUCAAUCACCAAUUCCUUUCAGGAGAGAACACAAGCUGGCGACUUGUUUUGUGCUGCUCCAAGAGGGCGUGGUCUUCCUCCUACUGGAACCACUAUCACAGACCAGAUGGAUCUACUUCGAGAACAGGUUAAAAUGUUGGCGGGAGAAGUUGCCUUAUGUACAAGUUCAUUAAAGCGAUUAGCUGAACAAGCAGCUGAAAGGCCUGAUGAUUCUAAACUCCAAGGGCAAAUCCGGAAGCUAAAAGAUGAAAUCAAUGAAAAAAGGCUACAAAUGCACAUUCUUGAACAACGAAUGCUGGGGACGGUUGAAGUGACUCCUCGAUCAAUUGGUACAUUUGAUAUUUCCCAGGCUCUCUCAAAGCUGGCAACCCAGUUAAAUGAAAAAACUUUUGAACUUGAGAUCAAGUCUGCAGACAACAGGAUUCUUCAAGAGCAGCUUCAGUUGAAGUUAUCUGAAAAUGCAGAAAUGCAAGAGACUAUUCUGCUGCUGAGGCAACAAAUGAGCUCUUUGAUGGAUAAAGGCUCAGCUCAAGAAAAAUAUAUUGUACAUGGAUCCAAGGAAGCGGCAAAAUGGACUGAUCUUGAUCUUUCAUUUGAUGAGAGUUGUACUGAUGCAAAUACACCAACAAGUGUCAUAAACUUGUCUGCAAUGUCUUCACAAAAUACUUGUACAUCAUGCGAGAACAGUCAACUAUUGCAAGAGAAGAACUUUUUGCUGGUUGAAGAGAUCGAGAAACUUAAACAAGAGAAGGACACAUUGCUUGAAGAAAAAGGAGGGCUCGAGAUUCAGUGCCAGAAGCUUGGAGAGGAAGCAUCAUAUGCCAAAGAGUUGGCAUCUGCAGCAGCAGUUGAACUUAGGAAUUUGGCUGAAGAGGUUACAAGACUUACUUAUCACAAUGCAAGAUUGAACACUGACCUUACUGCAGCCAAGGAAGAGACAUUCUGCAGGAACAGUUGCUGUCAGCAAGAUAUUUUGAGUUAUGGACAUUGUGAACUAGAUAAUGGAAUCGAAAGUGAUGAAUGUCCAAAAGGGUUGAAUGAUGUGUUAAUAGAAGAGUUGAAGAAUGAACUUGCUGUUAGAUGCCAAAGAGAGGCUUCCUUGGAGUCUGCAUUAUCUCAGAAAGGUCAAAGAGAAGCAGAACUGCAAAAGAAAAUUGAGGAAGCAAAACAUCGGGAAAAGGACUUGGAACAUGAACUUGCAAAUAUGUGGGUGCUUUUUGCAAAAAUGAAGCAGGCAGGGCUUGUAUCAGAAGAAUUAACAUUUGAUGGGAUGAACACAGGAAUAAUAUUGCAGCAGAGUGUGAAAGAUUAUGUGAUACCAUCUAAUGGCAUAAAAAGUAACCAGGAUGGGAAAAUUAAUGUUGUUGGUGAGCAGAAAUUGCUGAAAGAACUAUAUGAAUGUUAUGAAACUGAGAAGAAAAAGUGCAAAGAGCUUGAAUCCUUCGUUUCUAGAUUAAAGCUUUCUUGCCAGGGUGACGACCUUGUUGGCCUUGAUGUUACUACGCUUGAAGAAUUGCAGAGCGUUCACAUUGAAGCUAUUACAAAAAUCUGUCAUGCAAAGUGCGCAACUAAUGUCUCAUAGUGUAAUGAUAGAAGAACUAUUCAGAGAUUAUGCAUAUAUGUUGAUUGGAUUUCAUUUUUCUAGGAAUCGUCACUGACUGUGAAUCUAAGGGUGCAAACAAUGAUGUAAAGCUUCGCAUGGAACUACACUGGAUUUUGUAUGUCAGUAGGAAGAGGCUGUGACCUGUAUACACAAUUCAUGUACAUAUGAAAGGCGUAAGACAAUGGAUAACAUUGCGCUGAUAUUGGGCCAAUUUGAGUCAGCAUUAGAUAGGAGGAAUUUCUUCACAGCAUCUUCCCUGUCAGCACUAACCAUGAAGGUUUGCUCAAGUUCAGGUCAAUUUUCAUAAUGGAGAUCAUUAAGUGUCAUCUUCAUGUAUUUCGUUCAGUCUGAACAGUGCUUGCCUUCAUACAUCAAAUUGGUGCCUGUAAAUGAAA